GAUCAGCGAAUAGAGGUUGGAUCAGCAAAAUGCUACGUGUCUUCGAAGACCUUUUAAAUAACAGGGUGUUUUUUGACGAGGCACUCAAAAGUUUCUCACGUAAGCUUGACAAGCAACUUGUUUCUGUUCGAGUCCAGCGGAGCUGUCUGUGAUUAGAGUCUUGAGGGAGUUUUCUGCAGCGCAAGAUGUCUGGGGUGAAAAAGCUUCGAACCGACCUGAACCGAUCCACCAACGUGGUUUAUCAGGCCCACCAUGUCAGCAGGAACAAGAGGGGGCAGGUGGUCGGGACCAGGGGGGGCUUCAGGGGAUGCACCAUCUGGCUCACAGGUUUGUCAGGCGCUGGCAAGACCACCCUCAGCUUUGCACUGGAGGAGUUCCUGGUGUCGCAAGACAUCCCCAGCUACUCGCUGGACGGAGACAACAUCCGCCACGGCCUGAACCAGAACCUGGGCUUCUCCUCCGUGGACCGCGAGGAGAACAUCCGCCGCGUGGCCGAGGUCGCCAAGCUGUUCGCCGACGCCGGUCUGGUGUGCAUCACCAGCUUCAUCUCGCCCUUCGCUAAGGACCGGGAGGAAGCAAGGAAGAUUCACGCCGCUGCGGGCCUCCCGUUCUUUGAGAUCUUUGUGCACGCCUCUCUGGAGGUGUGUGAGGGCAGAGACGUGAAAGGACUCUACAAAAAGGCCCGGUCCGGAGAGAUCAAAGGCUUCACAGGGAUAGACUCUCUCUAUGAGAGUCCUGAAGCCUCAGAUUUGGUGCUGAAGACGGGGGAGCUCACGGUGAACGAGUGCAUCGAUCAGGUUCUAGAGUUGCUACGGGAACAGAACAUUGUGCCCAGUGGCAAACUCGAGGAGGUGAAUGACCUGUUUGUUCCUGAGAACAAGCUGAGCCUAGCUGUCGCUGAUGCUGCCAUACUUCCUACCAUCAGCAUUACCAAGCUGGACCUUGAGUGGGUGCAGGUCCUGUCCGAGGGAUGGGCGAGCCCCCUCAAAGGCUUCAUGAGAGAGAGAGAGUUCCUGCAAGUCCUGCACUUUGGCACUCUCCUGGAUGAUGUGGCCAUCAACCUGACCGUGCCCAUCGUCCUGCCUGUCAGCACGGAGACCAAGCAGAAGAUGGACGGCUGCGCGGCCAUAGCGCUGGUGUACCAAGGAGUCCGCAUCGCCAUCCUCCGAAAACCCGAGUUCUACGAACACCGCAAGGAGGAGCGCUGCGCCAGACAGUGGGGAACCAUAUGUCCGCAGCACCCCUACAUCAAGAUGGUGAUGGAGGGAGGUGAUUGGCUAGUGGGUGGUGACCUGGAGGUGCUGGAGCGAAUCAGAUGGAACGACGGACUGGACAAAUACCGCCUCACUCCACUGGAGCUCAAGCAGAAGUUCAAAGACAUGAAAGCCGACGCCAUCUUCGCCUUCCAGCUGCGGAACCCCGUCCACAACGGCCACGCCCUCCUGAUGCAGGACACUAAGCGACGGCUGCUGGAGCGCGGCUACAAGACACCCGUGCUGCUGCUGCACCCGCUGGGUGGCUGGACCAAGGACGACGACGUCCCGCUGGCCUGGCGCAUGAAGCAGCACGCCGCCGUGCUGGAGGACGGCGUGCUGGACCCGGCCAGCACCAUCGUGGCCAUCUUCCCCUCGCCCAUGAUGUACGCCGGGCCCACCGAGGUCCAGUGGCACUGUCGGGCGAGAAUGAUCGCCGGCGCCAACUUCUACAUCGUGGGCCGCGACCCGGCCGGCAUGCCCCAUCCGGAGACCAAGAAGGACCUGUACGAGCCCACCCACGGCAGCAAGGUGCUCACCAUGGCUCCCGGCCUCACCUCCGUGGAGAUCAUCCCCUUCAGGGUGGCCGCCUACAACCUGACCAAGAGGGCCAUGGACUUCUACGACAAGGAGCGCCAUGCAGAGUUUGAGUUCAUCUCUGGGACCAAGAUGAGGAAGAUGGCCAGGAGCGGGGAGAACCCUCCAGAUGGAUUUAUGUCCCCCAAGGCCUGGAAGAUCCUAACUGAAUACUACAGCUCUCUACAGAAGGAAUAGGAACCAAAUGCUACUUCAUAAGUACUAUUGGGAUUAUUUUGUUCUUAUUUUUACCCUUUAUACCCUGUAAUCAUAUGACAUUAUUUUUCUUUAUUAAUAUAAAAUAUAGGUAGACAUUUAGGUUAUAAUUUUAUAUAUAUAUAUUUAAACAUACACAGGGUUGAAAUCGGGCUGUUUCUGAAGACAUCUUUACUCCAUUUUAAUAUUUUAAUCAAAAGAACACAAGCAACUAACAUAUGGCUUUUAAAAGGUGUAACACAGCACUUAACACUUUUUUGCUGGGAAACUGUGAACUUCUAACUUACUUCCAUGAAGAUGAGGGAUAUGUGAUGAAAUUAUGACACAAAAGUAUAGUAUAAUUUCUAAUUAUUUGACUUCCUUUCAUUUUACAUUUAUUUUACUUUUCACCAUUGAUUUCUAUGAUAUUAACCUAAGUUAUUAUAUGCACCAUUUUAAAUGUUUAAUAUUUAUAUGAAGAAAUGUACUAACUACAACCAAUGUGCCUUCUCGGAUGAAAAAGAGCUAAACAUACUUUUGCAGUUGAUGAAUCCCCACAGAUAGAAAUAUUGAAAAUGAAUUUAUGUGAAGAAAAUGGUAUAUUUUUAUUGUUGUCAAUCAAUAUACACUGCCUCAUUUCUGGAAAAGCAUACUAGAGGUUAAUGUAUCAAGUGAUUGGCCACUAGUGCAGUAGUUUCAAAUAAAUGUUUACUUCAAUUAA
Molecule: messenger RNA, 2745 nt
Organism: Gadus macrocephalus (Pacific cod)
Lineage: Eukaryota; Metazoa; Chordata; Actinopteri; Gadiformes; Gadidae
Product: bifunctional 3'-phosphoadenosine 5'-phosphosulfate synthase 2-like
Exons: 12
Coding region: 186-2027 (613 amino acids)
Biological process (GO): sulfate assimilation; 3'-phosphoadenosine 5'-phosphosulfate biosynthetic process
Molecular function (GO): adenylylsulfate kinase activity; ATP binding; sulfate adenylyltransferase (ATP) activity
Source: RefSeq, a predicted model, not a curated record